Cuscuta epithymum is the source of this 441-nucleotide messenger RNA. The record is from the annotation of a GenBank genome assembly. Lineage: Eukaryota; Viridiplantae; Streptophyta; Magnoliopsida; Solanales; Convolvulaceae.
GCAGACACGAAUAGUUUUUGCUCCGGCCAACCGAUCAACGAGCAACAACAGUCAUGGUUGCCCCCAAGAAGACUAAGAAGACCCAUGAAAGCAUUAACAACAGGCUUGCUCUGGUCAUGAAGAGUGGAAAAUACACUUUGGGAUACAAAACCGUUCUCAAGUCUCUCAGAAGCUCUAAAGGAAAGCUGAUAAUAAUUUCCAACAACUGCCCUCCUCUUAGAAAGUCUGAGAUAGAGUAUUAUGCCAUGUUGGCAAAGGAUGGAGUUCACCAUUACAAUGGAAACAAUGUUGAUUUGGGAACUGCAUGUGGCAAGUAUUACAUAGUGUGUUGCCUCAGCAUUAUUGAUCCCGGUGAUUCUGACAUUAUUAAGAGCAUGCCAACUGACCAGUAAGAGAUAUAGGUGUCUAAUUGCUGGCCUGGAUUAUUUUCUUCUUUCCAUG